This is a messenger RNA of Drosophila mauritiana, 4817 nucleotides long. RefSeq lists its product as uncharacterized. The transcript has a single exon. Lineage: Eukaryota; Metazoa; Arthropoda; Insecta; Diptera; Drosophilidae. The coding region runs from base 195 to 4736 and encodes 1513 amino acids. The record is from RefSeq and is a predicted model, not a curated record.
CGUAUCAAGACUGUAAGUCUUGGACUUAAAUUCACAUUUUGCGAUUUCGUUCUUAUGACUCAAAAUUCAAUUGAACCUUCGGAUUUCGACAAAACUCAUAAAUUAUCUGGAAAAUCAUCAAAAUUUUAGGUAACCAACCAAAAGAAGUCAUCACCGCCAACUGUCAUCUUUGCCCGCAUCCCAAGGCACCGAAAAUGGAGGCAUGUGAUCCUGGACCGGAACGAGCAAUGCGGCAAUACCUAACCCAGCUGCUGGAGACCGGCACCUCCCGAUCCACCGGCUGUCUGGACCGCUUCGUCAAGAAGGGCAUGAGCAAUUUUCCGCCGCCAUCUGCACUUGAAGGCAAGGCGUCCCGUUGCUCGCUUUUCGAGCAGCUCUUGUCCGGCGGAAGCCGGAAAUCGGAGCGUUUACUUGUCCCCGAUCUGGCCACCGAGUGGUUCCGCAAGCAGAAGGUAUUUCUGGACAAGCUUAGCCCCGAGGAGCUGGCCGCCCUAAGCGACGGAUUGGCCAGUAAGGACAGCAAGAAGUCCGGACAGAAACAGUCGAGCAGCUCGACUCCUUGUCGCCAGCAACAACAAGCCAGCAAGUCCGGAGCACCUGCACCUGGUACAGUAGCUAGCCAAAUGAAGGAUGCAGAAGAGUGCGGAGGCAAGGUGGCAGCAUGCAUUCCCACCACGGAGGCUCGAGUUGGUAAUGGCAACCCCUUUCUCAUCGGCAAUGCCCAAACGGAGGAAAUGCAAAGUAAGAGUCCCAAGCGAAGGAGAUUUCACUGGGAGAGGCAUGGCCAUCGCUGUCCAUCGAGAAGAGGCAGCUGCUCCUGCCUGAAGCGACGGGAAGGUUCAUCCUUGGACUGCCUCUUUCAGGCCGAUGGACAGCCCAUGACCAGCGAUUGCCUGGAUGCACUCCGGACGGAGCCGCUGUUGCCGUGCCUGCGACGCAAGUUCGACUUGCGCCAGGCGCCACAACGGCGUCUCGAUCCGGCGCGCUUCCGUCGCAUUUCGCCGGAGUUCUUUCGCAUCCUGGCCAGCUAUGAGGCGGCCAUGACCGAGAGCUGUCCGCUCUAUGGAAUCUCGAUGCAUCACUGGGGCGACACUGAGGCAUAUUGUCCGUGUGGGGAGCGCCAUCCGAAUUUGAAGCAUCGAUUUCUGGGCGACGAUACGGUGGCCACAUCUGUGUUGCCUCCUGCGUGGUCACCAUUUGAAUCCCGGCAAACGGAGGACUUAAAGCAACCCGCCAAGAAGACGGCGGAGAAGAAAGGUUCAAAAUCUUUUAAGGAGAAAUCAGAGAAACUGAACAAGAACUACUGCAACAAUGAAAGCUGCACCAAUGAUUCAUGCUUGGUAACUAAGGAAACGCGAACGGAAUUCAAGGUCGAGUCAACCCUAUUUGAAGAUGAGCGGCAGAAACGAAGGCGAGCGAAGCGGUUGGACAAGCAGCAGAACAAAGCGGAUGGUCAGGAGGUCAGGCAGGUGGACAGUGGGCGAACUUUCCAAUCGUCGAGUUCCUCCGAGAAUAGUAACUCUGAAAGAUGGCAGGGCCGAAGAGGUGAGCAAAAGGACAGGAAGCAAGCGAAUCCCGAACGGAGGAGGAGAUUCCCCAACUGUUUUCGCCGGCAGUCGCAGUCAUACCGAACUGCCUAUGUUCCCACGAGUUUUUCUCCGCCUUCUUCCUAUCCAUCAGCUCUUCCAGUGCCUGCCAAUCCAUCCGCUUCUUCGCCCGCCUAUACACCUACUUCAUCAACUGCAUCUUCGCCAGAAAUGCCGAGGAAAUGCCAGUGCCGACACCAGCCCAGGGGCAUCCUCAGUGGAUUCACAGGGAUCUGCAAGCGUUGCAUUGAACCAGGACGCCAUCUGCUCUACAAUUUGAAUGUGAAUUACCAACAAAACCGGGAGCGGUACGGCCAAAUGCAUCAGAACAAAAAACGGCAAAAGGAGGACCGUGGAACAAGUAUGCCAUUCCAUUUAGCCUCACAGCCGGCACCCUGCAGCUGGAAAAAGUCGAAGGGGGAUUGGAAUGAAAGGUUCGAGGAGGGGACCAGCAGCACCACACUGAAACCCGAAUCUUUUUCCGAUAAUGGUUUCCAGAACUGUCAUCCGGACAGCGAAGGUAUCCGUGAGCAGGCACAUAGCGAACAAUCCUUGCAAUUUCGCACACCCGCCAGCGAACGAACCUUAGCGGGUUGGAAUCAAGUCCAGCAGGAGCAGACUCAAUUGAAGGCGACACAAUUCCAUCCCGACUGUAAAUGGGCACUGCCGCAGGAAUCCUACCAACUUCCGCCCGUUAGUAAUUGCACUUUCGCGCUGGCUGAAGCACAACAAGAGAUGCUCCAAAGUUCCGAGGUGACGAAGAAGUCGAUCAGUAAGGUGGAUAACUCCAAGUGUGGACAUCGAACCAGGGCCUGCUAUCUGGCCAAUGAUUUCCAUCAGCUAAUGAAGCGCGUGGCUAAGAAGAGACCCAAACCUAAACAGGGUCCAAAUAGGUCCAGUAGGUCGAGUCCAGUAUCCACAACUAAAGCAUUAAACAGAACGAAAGAUCAAGAUGCAGCAGCUUCAGGCACUGGAGCAUCAUCGGAACAGUCCAAGGCCCAAGCCAAAUCCCAUUCGAAACCCAUAAUAACGCCGAAAUCUAAGCCGAGGAUAAUAGGUGCUUUGUUGCCAGAUGAAUUCAAUGCCAAGAGAUUAAACCUCACUAACUCGGCCACAGUGAAGCUACGUAAUCUUGGAAAAGUCAUGAAAAAGAAGCAGGAUCAUGAUCCCGGCAGGGAAGCUCCUCCGGUCAAGGGCAGUAGUUCUCUUAGCCUGGGGAGGUUCCAGGUGGGAAACGCUGCUCCAUCAGGAAUUUUUCAAGAUUCUCAGGAGCUACCAAGCACCAGCAAAGGGGAAAACCAAGCGCCGUAUUCCCCAAAUCCCAGUUGCAUGCAACAAAAUGAGACGACUUCACCCAAAGGAUCAUCAAGAGGCACAUCACCGAAUAGACAACGAGAAGCGAAGCUCUCAAAUCCAAGUCUAUGCAAAAAGCAAUGUCAGAGGAGACAAUCCUCCUGCAGUUCCUCCGAACGAUCGCAACGAGAGCGUGUUUCAGAUACUCCUAACAUUUCGGAUGCAUCUUCCUGGACACCAAAAAGUCGGGACCCCGCCAAGAAGCGGGAACAAAGGCAGCGAUUCCAAUACAACUCUACGUAUCCCUUCAACUCCGAUGUCUACUCCAGUCAGUACUUCAGCGCUUGCUCGCGGCCGGAGUCCCACUCACAGUACCGAAGCUCACCUCUGAAAUCGGCCAUGAAGAAGGCGCCAAUUCAAUAUCACGCAUCGCUUCCCAGCACGGCACCAUCGCAUUUGGAGACGGGUCGCAGAUACUACACGGACACGCAGCCGGGAAGUCAGGUGGAUGGAUCCCAGUGUAGCUGUCGCUCCCUGCGCUCGACCACCUCCAUCCGGGCACUCAGCUCCAAUACGGAUAGUGUGCGAUGUCCCUGUGCUCCUGCUCCCUCGGUGGCCAGUGUGGAGCCGUCACAUGAGGUGGUCAAUGCGGAAGAGGAAGAGCAGGAAGAGCAUUGCUGUUGCUGCAGAUACCACACUCAUCAGCCAAGCCAGCCACUGGAUGAACCAUAUUUACAGCCCAGAUCCUCGCCACUUCCAUGUGAGUGCCGACGUCAUAAGGCCAUGUUAUUCAGUGAUGCUAUGAGGUGGGAGCCACAACAGCAUCACCACGCUCGCACUCUACUACGCACUCAGCGUCCACGGCCACCGCCUCCGCCUCUGAAGCACCAAAAUUUGGCCAUGUGUCCAGAGUAUCCGCAGUACCACAUCGAGAACCCACCAGUUCAGCAAACCACAGAAUGGGUUCCAGAGUACCAAGCACCUUGUCACUAUCCAAAUGAUGGUAACCAAAGGUGGGAAGAUCAGGUUGAAGGCACGCCGUAUUAUACGCAGAACAACUACGUCAUGCAUGAUAGUCCACGGAAUAACCCCUACUCCGGUCAGGCGACAUACCAAGAAGGGCCGGGAGGGGAUCGAGCUGGAGCCAUAAGAGCCGCUGCUCAGGGCCUUAAAGGCGUGGUUAAAGCUCUGGGAGGAACUAGGCCAAGAUCGGGACACAAUCCGCAACUGGAUUACUACCAUCAAAGAGGCUACAGCCAAGAACAGAAUCCUACACCCAGGUCGUAUCAAAACCAGAUGCGGGAGAUGCUCCACUCAAACGAUGUCUGCCAUCUACAAGCUCAGGGGGCGAAAAACCGCAUCGAUAACUUUCCACUUUACAGGGGACCAUCCACAUCGACGUACUACGAGAAUUAUCCGUUGAGGAAUGAAACAACCACCAGAUGUAAUGCAAGGGGAAAUACGGAAAGGGACAAAUCGUCGUUCAGGAUGGAAGGUGGGGGAUGGCAAACCGCAGGAGCUUCUCCUUUAGCUAAUGAACCGAAGAAAAUGUCCAAUCUCUCGCCACUUGCCAUUUUUUUUGAGAGCUUAAGAGCAAAACGCGCUUCUUCUGAAAUCCCGUCGAGAAAUAUGCAGCAAGAGGCACAGCAAACGCCGAUCCAUGACAAUGAUUCCGAUACUAUACAAUCCUCCAGUGACGAUGAUGCGGACGCAGAUGACAGCCUGGACUGGAGGCACGGUCAACUGCGCAGGCCCUCGGAAGAUACCAUGGUCAUCCCGCCCACCUACACAGGUCUCCUCGAGGAGCAAGUGCUUGGGGAGUAUCUGCCCAGUCCGCGGCGUAAGCGCAGGAUAUAACUGACAUGGACAUGGCAUGUCCGGAUGUGCAGGAAUCUAUGUAUCAAUAAACCGCUACUUUGUGAUCAAUAAACCAUAGUA